AGCAUGCUGGGAGAGGAAAACUCCAGGAACCUGAGGGAAAGAGGAAGUUCUGCUGGAAACGUCCUGUAAAGAGGCUCUGAUGUCCGGACAGCGGGAGGGAGAGCCCCGGCAUGAGGAGCAGGUUCCUGUGAUAUAGGAUUGUCCGAUGACAUCAUAAAUACCAGAUAAUGGAUGGAGACAGGGACAAGAUGGCGGAGAGGAUAUUAAAUCUUACCCUAGAGAUACUCUUCCUGCUUACUGGAGAGGAUUACACAGUAGUGAAGAAGAACUCUAGUGGGUGCUGUCAGGCCCCUGUGUCUGAAUCUCCAGUAGGAACCCUGAGCCCAAUCAUGUGGCCUUCACUUCACCCCCUGAUAAUUGAGAAGAAGAAUAAGAAGAUCCUAGAAGUCGUCCACAAGAUGAUGGAGCUGCUGACUGGAGAGGUUCCUAUAAGGUGUCAAGAUGUCGCUGUCUAUUUCUCCAUGGAGGAGUGGGAGUAUUUAGAAGGACACAAGUGUCUGAACAAGGAGGUCAAGAUCGAGGGGGACCAGCCCCUAACAUCUCCAGAGAGAUCCAGUCAGAGAACAACACCAGAGAGAUGUCCCCGUCCUCUUCUUCCACAGGAUGGUCAGGUAACCGAGAUUUUCCCUAUCGCUGGUCACUGCUACGGCCAUUGGUUAGCUGCAGUGGUCACAUGCCCCCAUCAAUGGAAUGUUGAUUCCCAGAGUCCCGGUACCUGCGGAGGCGGUCAUGGAGUGAUGAAGCCAACAACCAGCGGUGGGGAUCAGGUAAGUAUGAACCCACCACAAGUCCGGUCACUCUGAAGGGAUCUGUUAAAAAAGGUUAAAGUUGGAUGAUGACCCCUUUUAAUGAUCUUUUGUGGUCAUGUAAAACAUUUUUCGCAACUUGUCCGACUGUCCUGUAACUUACAAUAUUUGC
Molecule: messenger RNA, 918 nt
Organism: Bufo bufo (common toad)
Lineage: Eukaryota; Metazoa; Chordata; Amphibia; Anura; Bufonidae
Product: gastrula zinc finger protein XlCGF66.1-like
Exons: 5
Coding region: 168-803 (211 amino acids)
Biological process (GO): regulation of DNA-templated transcription
Source: RefSeq, a predicted model, not a curated record